AUGCAAAAAAAGAAAGUCCCUGCGGCCACCGAGGCGGUGGUGCGUGACGAAUCGUACGACGGCUUUAUGAAAAUGUGGGCUGGGGGUGCUGAAUCAUACAGCUCUUACUCUGAUCCAACGGCAGUAUUUGCAGCGGCAGUGUUUGCAGGUGGGUUACUUCCUAGCAAAUCCUAUAUUUUUAGAUCUUGGCUAUCCCUCACAAACUUUGAUAUGUAUUGCCACUCACCCUUUUACCUGAGAAGUGAUGAAAGUGGUAGAAACGGUACCCGUUUUACGGAUCUUGGAGAGCUUGAACAGUCAGCUGGAGCCGGAUUUCCUCAUGAGGGUGCUGUUGAUUUAAGCAGAAGUUCAAUGUACAAUGAGAUGAAGGCAAGCAAUGUUUCUGUUGUGACUAAUAAUUUGCAGUUUGGUGGACUCAACAAUAACAUUGGUUCAGCAGACAUGGGGUCAUCAGUAGCAGGGGUGGAUACAGGACACUUCAUCUUACAGAAGGGGACAAUGGUGGGGGUUGUUGGUGGUGGAGGCGGCGGCGAUGGUGGUGGUGUGGCUUUGGGAAAUGGACAUUUUGAUAACUGGGUUGAUUCUGGUGUGGUGGCAGAUCACAGCCAGCAGACUGACACUUCCACAGAUACUGAUGACAAAAACCAGUUCCAAAGAGGUCAACAUGGAAAGUUGGUUGUUGUGGAUUCAAUAGACCAGUUCAAGGGAAAUGCUGGAGACCAAAAGGCAUUACGUAGACUGGCUCAGAAUCGAGAAGCUGCAAGAAAGAGCCGAUUGAGAAAAAAAGCAUAUGUUCAACAGCUUGAGAGCAGUCGGGUAAGGCUUUCACAACUAGAGCAGGAGCUUAAAAGAGCACGUCAUCAGGGUAUUUGCAUUGCAUCUGGAUUGUCAGGAGAUCAGUCUGUGAGUGGAAAUGGGGCUUUAGCAUUUGACGUAGAUUAUGCACGCUGGCUUGAUGAACAUCAACAACUGAUCAAUGAUCUGAGAUCCGCUGUGAACGCUCACGUGGGUGAUAGUGAGCUUCGCCUUCUUGUUGAUGGGGUGAUGUCUCAUUAUGAUGAAAUAUUCAGGCUGAAGAGCACAGGUGCAAAGUCAAAUAUAUUUCACAUGCUAUCCGGCAUGUGGAAAACUCCUGCAGAAAGGUGUUUUAUGUGGUUGGGAGGAUUUCGUUCAUCGGAGCUUCUCAAGAUACUCGGCAACCAAGUUGAACCUCUGACUGAACAACAAUUGAUGGGACUAUGUAAUUUACAGCAGUCCUCUCAACAAGCCGAGGAUGCCUUGUCCCAAGGAAUGGAAGCAUUGCAACAAUCACUUGUAGAGACACUUUCCACUAACUCUUCUGGUCCUAGUGGUUCUAGAAAUGUGGCCGACUACAUGGGGCAAAUGGCUAUUGCCAUGGGCAAGCUCGCCACGCUCGAGAAUUUCCUUCAUCAGGCUGACCUUCUGAGACAGCAAACUUUGCAACAAAUGCAUCGAAUCUUGACAACCCGACAAGCUGCUCGAGCUCUUCUUGCCAUCAAUGAUUACAAGUCGAGGCUUCGGGCUCUCAGUUCUUUAUGGUUGGCACGCCCUAAGGAUUGA
This is a messenger RNA of Fraxinus pennsylvanica, 1581 nucleotides long. Lineage: Eukaryota; Viridiplantae; Streptophyta; Magnoliopsida; Lamiales; Oleaceae. The record is from the annotation of a GenBank genome assembly.